AUGGUGAUGACCCAAUGCCAUGAUGGUAUCACUGCUGGACAUGUAGGAAGAGAUGCUACCAUCAAGGCAGCUCAACGACAUUACUGGUGGCCAAACAUGACAGCUUGGAUUGCAGACUAUGUAGCAAGUUGUCCUGUAUGUGCUAGGUACAAAGCUCCUCAUCAUUGUCCAUAUGGUUUGCUACAGCCACUAGCAACACCAGACAGGCCCUGGGGCUCCAUAUCCCUCGACUUCAUCGAAGGACUACCACCAUCGAAGAAGUAUGACUCCAAGACCUAUGAAUCUAUCUUAGUCAUUGUCGACAGGUUGACCAAGUUUGCCAUACUAGCUCCAACCCAUAAGACAGUCACGGCCAAACAGACUGCAGUGUUGCUAUAUGGACACAUGGUUAGACUCUUUGGAUACCCAGAUCACAUGGUCUCGGACCGAGGCAGGCAGUUCAUAUCAGGAGCAUGGAAGGCAUUUGCAGAACAAAUGGGUGUGAAGCACUCACUUAGCACAGCCUACCAUCCUCAAACUGAUGGUCAGACAGAGAGGGUCAAUCAGGUCAUCGAGCAGUACCUAAGGAUGUACUGCAACUAUGAGCAGGAUGACUGGGCCGACCUGCUGGACACUGCAGCAUUUGUAUACAACAACAUGGUCCACAACAGCAUUGGUGUCUCACCAUUCUUUGCAUGCUAUGGAUGGAACCCCAAAGCUCAUCCUGAUAUCCCUCAACGACUAGGAGUCAAUGAUCCAGGUCGCUUCAAGUACCUCAUGGAUGGAAAGGAGCGUUGCAAGUACCUCCAGGAGCGGAUCAGAGAGGCACAAUGUAGAUCAGUAGACCAGUAUAACAGGAAGCACAAGGACAUUGAGUUUAAGGUGGGUGAUAUGGUCUAUAUCAACCGCCGAAACUGGAAGACACGGAGACCCACACCCAAGUUGGAUACCCGGUUUGCAGGACCCUACCCAGUUCAGGAACAGCCAGCAAGAACAAGUUCUCUUCCUCAACGUGCUGAACAGCCCACCAUACCAUCACUUCCAGAUGAGGACCUCGACUUCGAAGUCGAAGCACUCAUCGACAAACGUUCACACAAUGGGACUACAGAGUACAAAGUGUUGUGGAGAGGGUACUCAGAAGAAGCUGCUUCAUGGGAACCAGUAGAGAACCUCAACUGCCCCGACCUCAUCCAGGAGUAUGAGGUGUCGGAGGGGGGACGAGCGAGUAGACAAAGUAGAGAAAGGAGGAGAGAACAGGAGGAGUAG
Messenger RNA from Ustilago hordei, 1245 nucleotides. RefSeq lists its product as uncharacterized. Gene Ontology annotation, biological process: DNA integration. Gene Ontology annotation, molecular function: nucleic acid binding. The coding region runs from base 1 to 1245 and encodes 414 amino acids. The transcript has 2 exons. The record is from RefSeq and is a predicted model, not a curated record. Lineage: Eukaryota; Fungi; Basidiomycota; Ustilaginomycetes; Ustilaginales; Ustilaginaceae.